GGAUCUACUUCGCUCAACCUCCAAUUCGAUGGUGAACGAAAUGUUAGAAGCUGGAGCUCAGCGCGCUGUGGUGUUUCGAGUUGGAAGCAGUCCUAGCCAAGGGAGAAAACGAGACAUGCAGGUUCUCAGGUUCGACGCAGAAGGCCAGCCUUCAGUAGUGGCUACCAUCGAUGGAUCCAAACUCAAUCUGCAGGGGAAGCCUAUCCAGCCAUCCGCCGCAAUGCUUCAUUCUUGCGAAGAACGUUUGAUUUUGUUGGAUGAGGCUUCGUCCUCUUCCUCCUCUGCAUAUCCGCUUCUCUUCGACUUGGAAACACAGCGCAUCACCGACCGCAUUUCAGUGGAUGCGCAACUCGAGCACAUCUUGCCAGCGACUUCAGAGUCAAAGGGUCUGUCAGACCCAACAUUUAUUGGUCUCAAUUCAAAGGCCUUUUUCUGUAUCGACACCCGAGUUAAAGGAGGGUCGGCCAGGAAGCACUCGUACACCUACUCCCAAAAUCAAGGGUUCUCUUGUGGUGCAACGAACGCUGAAGGCCAUCUGGUGUUGGGAAGCGGAAAGGGAGUCUUGCGCCUAUACGAUGGGAAAACAAACAGCGAGGGCUCUUUUAAAAGGGCGAAAACACAAUUGAACGCUUUCGGAGAUCCAAUUCUCCACAUCGCCGUGACUAAAGACGGAGCUUGGAUUCUAGCGACUUGCGCACGAUACUUGCUCCUCUACCCAGUACGCCUCCAAGGGAGUGCCAAGACGGGAUUUACUUCUCCCUUGGGGGCCCUCAAGCCAAAGCCCAUACUACUGCGCUUGAGCUUGGAGGAUGUCAGUCGCUUCAACCUGCAAACCUGCGCUUUUAAGACGGCCGUCUUUGACGCGAAGGAACAACACAUCGUUACAAGCACCAACAACCUCGUUAUUAUCUGGGAUUUCGUAGCCGUGAAGAACGGCAAGACUGACGCUUACCAAAUUCGGAGAAUCAGUGACUACAUCAAGGAUCUCGCCUUCUUUGAGGCUGGAGAUAGAGAGGCGGUCCUCAUGGUGACGCCGUGUUCAAUCACCACGCGUGGUGUUCGUAGAGUGUAUCAAGACUGCGAGAGCGAGCCAGAAGCUUAG
Cyclospora cayetanensis is the source of this 1102-nucleotide messenger RNA. Its product is annotated as VID27-like protein. Gene Ontology annotation, molecular function: protein binding. The annotation marks the transcript as partial. NCBI's taxonomy places the organism in Eukaryota, Apicomplexa, Conoidasida, Eucoccidiorida, Eimeriidae. The record is from RefSeq and is a predicted model, not a curated record. Gene Ontology annotation, cellular component: nucleus; cytoplasm. The transcript has 9 exons.